Messenger RNA from Dreissena polymorpha, 2558 nucleotides. Its product is annotated as tolloid-like protein 1. The transcript has 13 exons. The coding region runs from base 204 to 1940 and encodes 578 amino acids. The record is from RefSeq and is a predicted model, not a curated record. Gene Ontology annotation, molecular function: zinc ion binding; metalloendopeptidase activity. Gene Ontology annotation, biological process: proteolysis. Lineage: Eukaryota; Metazoa; Mollusca; Bivalvia; Myida; Dreissenidae.
UUUAAUAUGUGAAGCUUUAGAUAAGCAGAACUGUGUAUUUUGCGUUUUUCCCGCAGCUGCGCAUACAAAGCGGAUCUGAAUCUUCGACCAAUCCCCCCUGCACCCCUCCCACUCGAAUGCUCUUGCACUCGCAACUUGCCGGUAGUAUAUAUAUUGUUUUCAUCCUUGCUUGUAUUAUACGCAAUAACACAUUCGCAUAAACAAUGCCGCGAAGAGAAACAUGGACGAUAAUGUGUCUUGUAGGGAUUAUCAUGAAGGGUUGCUGGGCGGCACAGCUGACUACGGAAAGGCCCGAUGAUGAGGAUAGGGAGGGAUCACACCUCUGGCCCGACGCAGUCAUACCGUACAACAUCUCCGACGGUGCAUAUGACGCCCGGCAGCUGGGCCUGAUACUGGCCGCCAUGAAGCGUUGGGAGUAUAAGACCUGUGUAAGAUUCGAACCCUGGUCCUACAGGCGCUUCGGAAACACUGCAGUGAAUCUCAACAGUGCCGGCAGGUGUUUUUCUCGUGUUGGUAAAGACGCUAGGCAGCCGCAAAGUUUGGGCAUUGGGAACGGCUGCUUUGCGAUGUCUGUUGUCGUGCACGAGCUUGGCCACACGAUCGGGCGCCUGCACGAGAUGGAGAGAGAUGACAGAGACCUCUACAUCCGGGUACUGUUUGAGAACAUCAACCCCGCCUCGAUCCGCAACUUUCUUACCGCCCGAAUGAAGAACGGCUCCUACGAGACCUACGGCACGCCUUACGACUACAAGAGUAUCAUGCACUACGGGGAUCAUAUAUAUUCCGCUAAUGGGAAGCACACCAUGCUUACGCGUGACCCAGCGUACCAGCACGUGAUUGGACAGGGGGAUGACGUCAGCUUCUUUGAUGCGAUGUACGUCAACAAAGCAUAUUCCUGUUCUGAGCGUUGCCCGGCCUCGCUUCGAUCUGUAUGCAGGAACGGCGGCUUCCUGGGGGGCUCUGACUGCAGGUGUCUGUGUCCGGACGGCUACUCCGGACAGUUUUGCGAGAUACUGCUGCCCGGCAUCACACAAGUAAUUGACUGGAGGUGCCCGGGGGAAUGGGUGUACUACCAGGGCCGCUGCUUCCUUUUUUACACCCAAUCCGUGAUGUCGUUCGCACGGGCCGACGCUACGUGCACGAUCAACGGGGCGGCAUUGGUCACAGUCAAAGAUCGAGCGGACAUGUCUUGGCUGAGAUUCCGUUUGGAGGAGACGCGCCUGGUGACGGGAGCAGGUCGCUUCUGGGUUGGCGCAAAGCGAGAGGCAGGCGCCGCGGCGAUCCGAUGGACUGACGGCUCGCUGGUGGACACAAACCUAGUGUCCGUUCGAGAUAUGUGCCGGCCGGACGUGUGUGGGUGUGGCCAGUUUGACGGGGAGACUCUCACACUGACGAACUGCAGCUCGGCGCUCCCUGUCGUUUGCGAGAAGAUGUACGACCGACCGUGCGGGGGGCGGUACAUGGCUUCACGAGUGGGUGAGUACAUCGAGAGCCCGGGGUUCCCAAACUUCUACCCUUCAGACGCGUCGUGUACGUACACCAUACAGGCCCCGGAGGGUUCUGCUAUACGUCUGCAGUUCGACUCGCAGUCUCUGCUGGAGAUUAACUGUGACAAGGACUUUGUGGAGAUAUUCUUGUCCAACGCCACCACGGACCCGGUCAGAUACUGUGGGUCAACGCUUGCAGGUAUCAGUCUCGUGUCAACGGACAACUUGGUUAUUAUACGUUUUAAGUCUGACGGGCGGCUGACGUACCGAGGCUUCCGGGCGCUGUUUACAGAGGUACCGGGGGAUACCGCUUACGGAUCGCCAUACUUUCUGGAGGCACUGCAGCGCUCGCUUCGCCCCAUGAACGGCCGGGAGCAGGCAGGGGAGUCCAUGUGGAAUCUUUCUGCCGUGUACAAAACCAUCAAGGAUCUCGUGUUCUCGAAAGUGCUUUAGAAAAUGCCUGUCUAUAUGUCAUUAUACCACCUAGUCGCUGAUAAUGGAACUUUGUCAACAGUAUGUUUUUGUUAAAACUGAUUAGUUAUUAUUUGCAUCAACAAUGUUGGUAUUCAAGAUAUUCAAUGAAUAAUUGUUUGGGAUUGUUGUGUGCACUCAAUCAUUGUCACGUGAUGUUCGCUGAUCUCUCUAUUGACAAAAAACAGAAUUAUCGAAGGUAAUCUAUCCAAUAAAGAACUUAAAAUUAUACCCCUUUUAAUUGGCAAAUUGUGUGUAUAGUUUGUAUUUUAACUGAAUAUAUUUUUUUGUAUUUUAGAUCCAGUAAGAAUCGAAAUAAUUGCUGUAUCAUCGUUCAUUUUUUCAGUUGCAGUUAAAUCCGAACUUAAAUUAUUGGUAAGGUUACGGUAUGAUUUAACCAAUAUUUUAGUUUAAAAAUGAUAAAUACAAUUUGAUCAGACGGUUCAAACAAAUGGUGAAUCAAAAGCAUGUGUUUCCUAUGUAAAAAUUCUUUAUACCGAUUUCAUGAUACAUCUCAAAUGCAUUUAUGCAUGGUCAGGUUAUUACAUGUUUAACUACUUGGUGUAAUUUCACUUAGAAAUAAUACAAAAUACCGAUGUC